Molecule: messenger RNA, 2137 nt
Organism: Cyclopterus lumpus (lumpfish)
Lineage: Eukaryota; Metazoa; Chordata; Actinopteri; Perciformes; Cyclopteridae
Gene: znf385b
Product: zinc finger protein 385B
Exons: 12
Coding region: 247-1824 (525 amino acids)
Cellular component (GO): nucleus
Molecular function (GO): nucleic acid binding; zinc ion binding
Source: RefSeq, a predicted model, not a curated record
UCUCCGCUGCUCCGACAGAGUUGAUGAUCAGUGUCCCGGAUACCUGAUGGUUGGAUGGAUAGAUGUUCGGACGAUCGAUGGCCUGAUCAAUCAAAGGGCCCGCGCGGACUCACAGUCAGGAGACGCACGCGCGCACACACGCACACACCUGUUCAGUAUUGAUUAUUGCUUAAUGAGCGGCUGAUAUUGUCUGAGUGGAGGACAGCGCGCCUCCACUUUCUUCAUCCAUCCAUCACCUCCUCCGGGAUGAAGACUCCUCUCAGCCCCUCACAGUUCCUGGAGCGGGGCCAAACCUUUGCUUUUGGAGGGAUGUGUCAAGAGCUGAUGGACCCCCCAACACCUACAACCAUCAGUCUCUCUGUCCAGCAGACUCCAUCCCCAGGUGAUCGACAAGUUCCAGCACCAAUGCUCGGUCAGGGUGUGGCCUACUCACUGUGUGAGGUGUGUAACCUGCAGCUGGCUUCUUCUGCUCAGGCCCAGCUGCACUACAAUGGCAGGUCUCACCUGCGGAGAGUGAGGCAGCUCCAGGACCCCCCCCCCCCCCCCCCAACUCUGUCUGCCCCCAGCAGCAGCAGCUCCAUAUGUUCCUUGUGUUGUUAUUGUAGAGCAAAUCAGCUGCUCAGGUCUCCAGGGUUAAUUGGCGCCACUGGUCCCUCUGUGAUGAUGAAACCAUUCCUGACGUUUCCUGUCGAGACGACGUCGCCAGUCGGCCUUUUUCCUAACUUCAACACGAUGGACCCGGUGCAGAAGGCCGUCAUAAACCACACCUUUGGUGUUACUUUGGUACCCAAGAAGAAACAGGUCAUCUCAUGCAAUGUCUGCCAGUUGAGGUUUAACUCUGAUUCUCAGGCAGAAGCUCAUUUCAGAGGCAGUCGUCACGCCAAGAAAGUCAAGUCUCAAGAGAACAAGACCAAGGCCAAGCUGUCGAUCACUGGAGAGACCAAUGGGAGCAUCACAAGUCCUGUUUGCCCCGCCCCUCCCGUCUCAGCGAGCAGCAGCGCCAAUCAGCACACAGGCCUCUUCUCCACUUCUUCCUCCUCUCCCUCUUCCUCCAAAGCCUCUCAGCUUCCCCCUCCUCCAGCGCCUGUCACCUCCUCUUCAUCAGCUCCUCCUCCUCCUUCCCAGGCGUCCUCCCAGGAUGCUCCUCUCUCAGUGGAGUCGGAGGAGGAGAAGGCAAAGAAGCUGCUGUACUGCUCUCUGUGUAAAGUCGCCGUCAACUCUCUGUCUCAGCUGGAGGCUCAUAAUGCAGGUUCAAAGCACAAGACGAUGCUGGAGGCUCGGAGCGGCGCCGGGCCGAUCAAGGCCUACCCCCGAGCCGGAACCAGGCUGAAGAACGCCGGCGGCUCUGCACUGAAGGGCUCCGGCCUGCAGAACAAAACCUUCCAUUGCCAGAUCUGUGACGUCCACGUCAACUCCGAGGUCCAACUCAAACAGCACAUCUCCAGCAGGAGGCACAAGGACAGAGUGGCAGGAAAACCCAGCAAACCCAAAUACAGCCCUUAUAACAAACAGCAGCGCAGCUCGCUCACUGUAAGUCUCUCUCUCUCCCUCCAGAAGGAAAUGGUGAAUCCCUCCCUCUCUUCGUCCUUCCUCUCUACGCCCUUUGCUCCUCCGCCCUGCUCCCUCACUUCCACCAUGUCGCUUCCUCCCGCCUCUCUCUCCUCCCCGCCCCUCCUCACUCGCACCUCCUCACCGCUCACCCAAACCAUCUCUCUCUGUCCUCGCCCUCCAACCUCCUCGUCCCUCUUCACCACCUCCUUCCUGCGUCCGGCUCCUGGACCAAUCAGAGCGAGCCAAGGGUCGUUUCUCUUCGCACCCUACUGAUGGCAGCGUCGGCGGUGGGGAGUCGACCCUGGCGACCUUUCACUUCUGACCUCCAGUUUGUAUGCAGGGAGUCAAACCUGCAACCUCCUCCCCUGACUGAGGCAUCAGAAGAAGACUUGAGAGGACAGAACCUUCACCCGUGGAUCUCCUUCUCGGGUCUGAAACUUCACAGCUGACCUCACAGCCAGAACAGACGUUUCACACACAGAUUCACCUCAUUUAACACAUCCAAUAAUUAAAACAUUCAACAUGUGCAUGGAAACAUAGAGAAUAUUUAUAUAUUUUACUUUCUUUGACGUUACCCCAAAGUACC